Messenger RNA from Hordeum vulgare subsp. vulgare (domesticated barley), 2504 nucleotides. RefSeq names its product scarecrow-like protein 9. Gene Ontology annotation, molecular function: DNA-binding transcription factor activity; sequence-specific DNA binding. NCBI's taxonomy places the organism in Eukaryota, Viridiplantae, Streptophyta, Magnoliopsida, Poales, Poaceae. The coding region runs from base 428 to 2362 and encodes 644 amino acids. Gene Ontology annotation, biological process: regulation of DNA-templated transcription. The transcript has a single exon. Gene Ontology annotation, cellular component: nucleus. The record is from RefSeq and is a predicted model, not a curated record.
CCAUCCCCCUCCCACGCUCGGUUCGGUGGGAGACUCUCGUCGGCGUCUGCGUCCGCUCCCCACCAAUCACCCCCGCUUUCUUCCUCCUCCCUCCCAACCCCCCAAGAGGAGCCUCGGGGUUUCUACUUUCUACUCGCUGCCCGCCCGCCCGCUUCCCUCCCGCAAGCGCAAGCUACUCCCGCGAUUUCUUUUCCGUUUCCGCCGCCGCCUCCCCCACGCUACCGCUUCCCACUGGCCUCCACUGGGUCCUGCAAGAAUCGCCACCGGGUUGGUGGGAUUGAUUUUCCCCGCCCUUCCCCUUCGUCCUCCUGUUCGCCGGGAGCCAGGGACCAAUCUUCCUCUUCCUCUUUCUCGCGGGGUUUGCGUCGGAUUCCUGCAAGAUCUCGCGCCAACAAGUCAAGGAAGGAAGGAGGUGGAUCGUGGCGGCAUGGGUUCUUGCGAGGACGUGGAGUACGGCGACGUCUUCUCCGUCCCCAACCCGGCAGCUGCCCCGGCAUACGGGCUCAACUUCUCCUUCCAGCAGCAGCAGCUCCUGUUCCCCCCUUCAGCCUACGGCUUCCACGCCCUUCCUGCCGCGGAUUACCAGCCGUCCCCGCCGCAGUCGGCGCCGAUUGGCGGCACGCCGAGCCCCGUCUCGACCACCACGGAGCUGGGGAGCCCGGAGGAAGCGUCGGACGACGCCGUGCUCGCCUACAUCAACCAGUUCCUCCUCGAGGACGACGACGACGAGUCCUCUGCUCCCGCCGCCGCCGCGCCGGCGCGGGACUCGGCGCUCCUCGCCGUCGCCAAGCCCUUCGUCGACAUCAUCGCCGACGCCAAGCCGGCGUACCAGCACACUUCUUGGACGAAUCCCUGCCGUGCUUUCGCGGGAACUGGAGGAGGAUCCCAAGAUAUGUUCGUCAGCAGCAGACAGAGCUCUUGCCAGCUCGUGCCCUGCGAUUCCGUGAAGGUGGAGGAGGAGUGCGCUGUCCACAAGGGCCGGAAGAACCGGCACGGCGACGACGACCUGGAGCUGGAGGACGAGCAGCGGCGCAAGCAGCUGGCGCUGUGCGAGGAGGAGACCAUCCGGGAGAUGUUCGACAAAGUGCUCCUCUGCAACGGUGUCAACUGCAUCCUUCAGUCACCGCUGCCGGCAGAAGCGGAGAUCAGCACCGUGUACGUGAAAGGAUCCGGGAACCGGAGAGGGCGCAAGAAGGGGAAGACCGGAGUGCCCACCGUGGAGGAGGAGUCCGUCGAUCUGACGACCUUGCUCAUACACUGCGCCCAGGCCGCGGCCAUCGAUGAUCACCGCGGUUCGGGCGAGUUGCUGAAGCAGAUCAGGCGGCAUUCUUCCCCUCAUGGGGAUGCCGGGCAGAGGCUGGCGCACUACAUUGCUAAUGGGCUCGAGGCUCGCCUUGCCGGCACCGGUAGCACCGUCUACCGCUCGCUUGCUGCACGGCGAACUUCUUCUGCUGACAUGCUGAAGAUAUUCAAGCUGUAUGGGACUGCAUGCCCGUUCUUGAGAAUGUUCAGGUUUUACUCGAAUGAAGCCAUCUUGGAUGCUGCCAAGGGUGUGACAAGCGUGCACAUUCUGGACUACGGUAUAGACUGGGGCUUCCAGUGGCCAAUCUUCCUGCAGAGGAUCUCGAAGAGAGAUGGCGGCCCCCCAAGAAUCCGAAUCACCGGCAUUGACUUGCCGCAGCCAGGGUUCCGGCCUGCGGAGCGCUUGGAGGCGACAGGCCGGCGGAUAAGCGAGUACGCCAAGAUGUUUCAUGUUCCCUUCGAGUACCGUGCGAUCGCUGCCAAGUGGGAUGCCAUCCGAGUUGAAGAUCUCAGGAUUGACAAGGAUGAUCUUCUCAUUGUCAACUGCUUGUUCCGAAUGCGGCACAUGAUGGACGAGACGGUGACGGAAGAGAGCCCGAGGAUGACAGUCUUGAACACGAUCAGAAGGAUGAACCCGCAUCUGUUCAUCCACGCGGUCGUCAAUGGCACCUUCAACGCGCCGUUCUUCGUGACGCGCUUUAAGGAGGCUCUCUUCUACUUCUCUUCACACUUCGACAUGCUCGAGGCGACCGCACCGCCGGUGGACGAACACAGGCAGCUGAUCGAAAGGGAAUACUUCGGACGGGAAGCCCUCAACGUGGUCGCUUGCGAGGGCACGGAGAGGGUCGAGAGGCCGGAGACCUACAAGCAAUGGCAGGUAAGGAACCUCAGGGCAGGGUUCAGGCAGGUACCUCUGCUUCAAGAGACGGUGAAAAAAGCAAGAUACAAGGUAACCAAGAGCUAUCACAAGGAUUUCUUCGUCGACGAAGAUAACAAGUGGAUGUUGCAGGGUUGGAAGGGCAGAGUCAUCUGUGCCCUGUCCACAUGGAAACCUAGCUAGAACUCUAGACACCGCCGGCCUUGUUGCCUGGUACAUUUCAUCAUCUUUUGCUCUUCUGUUGUACUAUCUGAUAUUCUGAUGCUUAUAUGUUUAUGAGUUUUGGCCCUUCUCUGGGAGGAAAUCAAUGAAUUUUUUUGCUGAA